Leishmania major strain Friedlin is the source of this 819-nucleotide messenger RNA. Its product is annotated as putative G-actin binding protein. Gene Ontology annotation, biological process: regulation of adenylate cyclase activity; cytoskeleton organization. Gene Ontology annotation, cellular component: cytoplasm. NCBI's taxonomy places the organism in Eukaryota, Euglenozoa, Kinetoplastea, Trypanosomatida, Trypanosomatidae. The record is from RefSeq and is a predicted model, not a curated record. The transcript has a single exon. The coding region runs from base 1 to 819 and encodes 272 amino acids. Gene Ontology annotation, molecular function: adenylate cyclase binding; actin binding.
AUGCCGGUCCCACCGCCUCCGCCUCCGCCUCCACCACCACCGCCGCCACCGCCGCCGCCGGCCAACUCCGGAGGGCCCAGCGCCAGCGUUGGCGGUGCUGCCGCCGCCGUCUUUGCAGAGAUCUGCCAAGGCGGUGACAACAUCACCGCGCGUCUGCGUCACGUGACGGAUGACCAAAAGAUGUAUAAACAGAACAUUCGGCACGGUGAAGUCGACAUGAGUGAGCUGGAGCACAAAAAAGCAGCCGCCGAAGAACGUCGUCGUGCACAGCAGCGAACCGAGAGCACCACCGGAGAGGAGGCGGCGCAGCCGCCGGUGCUGACGUUAGAGGGGGACAAGCGGUGGGUCGUCAAGCACCAAGCCGGCAGUCCAGCGGUGCAGCUGCAGCUGGUGCUCGACAAGGCAGAGAUGCGCCACGCCGUUCGUAUCGAGAAUUGCCAUCACGCCUACAUCACGAUCACCAACAAGGUUAAUUCCGUGAGUAUCGUCAACUGCACCAAGGUGCAGGUGGCUCUGCAGGUCAUCGUGUCCUCGCUCGAGGUGCUCGGCUGCGCUGACGUCGACGUGCAAGUGGCGCAGGCGGCGCCAACCAUCGACAUUGAGCGAUCUACGAGUGUGAACGUAUACCUGCUUGACAAGGAUGAGGCGAGAAACACCGAGAUUGUCACGGCGUGCAGCUCCACCGUCAACGUUCUCUUCCCCUCGGAGAAGGAGGAGGACAUUGUCGAGCGUGCCAUCCCGGAGCAGUUCGUCACGCGCAUCGUUCCAGACGGCAAGGGAGGCCACAAGCUCUGUACGAAGCCAAGUGAAUCCUUCUAA